GAAUUUCUUACACAAGGUGUCAGGUAUCAGUUGGCUUCAGAUAUCAAAAUUUAAAUAUGGCGUCGGCAAUGGAAAUUGAUGAUGAAGAAAGUGAUUUACCAACUUCGAGUAGUAGUAAAGGAGAGAAAAAACGUUUCGAAGUAAAAAAGUGGAAUGCUGUGGCCCUUUGGGCAUGGGAUAUCGUAGUAGAUAAUUGCGCGAUCUGCCGUAAUCAUAUAAUGGAUUUGUGCAUUGAAUGUCAAGCAAAUCAAGCGUCAGCUACUAGCGAAGAAUGUACCGUAGCUUGGGGUGUAUGCAAUCAUGCAUUCCAUUUCCAUUGCAUCUCACGUUGGUUGAAGACUCGACAAGUUUGUCCACUUGAUAAUCGAGAGUGGGAGUUCCAAAAAUACGGUCAUUAGCUGAGUGUGUUCAACUACCACGAACAUCUGAACCCUCCAGAAUGCCAAAGCCGAUGCAAGUUUAACUACAUAUGUGAAUAAAAGACAUUUAAAUAAUCUAUCGUAACAGCAUCAUAAAAAAAAAUCGGCGGCAUAUCUACAAGCGCCAUCGCAGUGCUUUUGACAAAGAAAAUAAAUUACAAAUUUGCUUGAAACACAACGUGAUUAAAACAUUAUUGCACCAGCAGUAUCAACUUGAUAAUGAUCUAUCUAUUGAGUUAAAACAGCGAAUACUAAAACUAUGAGCUACUGAAAGUUUCUUAUCUUAUCGGUUAUGCAUUAUAUGACAAUGUACUUCUUAGUUCUAAGAACAUAAAUAAAGGAAAUUAAACUAAAUAA
Bombus terrestris (buff-tailed bumblebee) is the source of this 776-nucleotide messenger RNA. It is a transcript of the gene Roc1a, whose product is annotated as RING-box protein 1A. NCBI's taxonomy places the organism in Eukaryota, Metazoa, Arthropoda, Insecta, Hymenoptera, Apidae. Gene Ontology annotation, molecular function: ubiquitin protein ligase activity; cullin family protein binding; zinc ion binding. Bases 57 to 398 code for a protein of 113 amino acids. Gene Ontology annotation, biological process: protein ubiquitination; ubiquitin-dependent protein catabolic process. The record is from RefSeq and is a predicted model, not a curated record. Gene Ontology annotation, cellular component: cullin-RING ubiquitin ligase complex; nucleus. The transcript has 5 exons.